This is a messenger RNA of Ceratitis capitata (Mediterranean fruit fly), 789 nucleotides long. RefSeq names its product transcription initiation factor TFIID subunit 10 (gene Taf10). Bases 137 to 565 code for a protein of 142 amino acids. Gene Ontology annotation, cellular component: nucleus; transcription factor TFIID complex; SAGA complex. Lineage: Eukaryota; Metazoa; Arthropoda; Insecta; Diptera; Tephritidae. The record is from RefSeq and is a predicted model, not a curated record. Gene Ontology annotation, biological process: transcription initiation at RNA polymerase II promoter. The transcript is spliced from 2 exons. Gene Ontology annotation, molecular function: promoter-specific chromatin binding; RNA polymerase II general transcription initiation factor activity.
GACAGAAACAAAAUCAUCGAAUUUUCAAUGUUUUUCACAUUUCUAUAUUUCUACUGAAAAUUUGCAAGACAUUUGUCAUAGUGAACAAAGACGUAUUUAUUUUGUUGCAAGUAAAAGAUUUAUUUUGGACUUUGAAAUGGUUAUUGGUAACGAGGAAAACUAUCCCUCACCUGCAUCACCGCCCAUUGAACAGGACGACUCACAACCGCUUCCACCACCACCAAGUGAGGCACUGGGCGAAUUAUUAGAUCAAAUGGAGGAUUACAUACCAACAGUCCCUGACGCACUGACUGCACGUUAUUUGAAUCAGGCUGGUUUCGAAACUAUAGAUCCACGUAUAGUACGCAUAAUUUCCGUUGCAGCUCAGAAAUUCAUAUCUGAUAUAGCAAACGACGCUUUGCAGCAUUGUAAAACACGUACAAGUAGUCAACACUCUGGUGGACACGGCUCAAACAAGGAUAAAAAACCGAACAAGGAUCGUCGUUACACCCUAGCUGUUGAAGACCUCACACCAGCUUUGGCUGAUCAUGGCAUUACGAUGCGCAAACCACAAUAUUUUGUUUAAGUUACAAACUUAAUAUACGGCAUAUAUGUCUUUAGAGUUUGCAAAAUGAAAAUAAAUGUACCGCAAACUAAUUCAAUGGAAUAAUAUUGUAAUCUUCAUGCUUCUGUUAUAGCAUAGUUGAAAAUCAAAUAUUUGCAUAUUAUUAUUUUAUUUAAUUAUCAUAACAAAAAUCUGAACAUGUUAUUUUCGGGUUAUUUUUAAAAUAUAUAAAUAUUCUCCAGGAA